This is a messenger RNA of Rodentolepis nana, 369 nucleotides long. Lineage: Eukaryota; Metazoa; Platyhelminthes; Cestoda; Cyclophyllidea; Hymenolepididae. The record is from the annotation of a GenBank genome assembly.
GGUCCAGUGCAGUCUCAGCUGUCACCAAUACGAAUGAAUGGUGCUCGACACAAUGAAAGCACUGCAAAUUCUAGUCGAGACUUUAAUACUAGUUUGCUAGGCUCUGCACCAAGUUAUCCUAGCGUUGUGUCUUCAACUCCUCUCACUGUACCAAUGAAGCGCAUUGAAGAAACCCCAAUCAAGGAGUUUCCAUAUAAGGACCUUCUUGCUAGUCAUGGUAGACUACCAAAGGGUGUUGAUCGCACAAGACUUGAGUUCUAUCUUUCCGAUGUUGAAUUCCAAAAGGUAUUCAAACUUUCACGAGCUGCUUUCUACCGGUUGCCAGAAUGGAAGCGCAACGACCUCAAACGCAGAGUCGAUCUCUUCUAA